Penicillium macrosclerotiorum is the source of this 1515-nucleotide messenger RNA. RefSeq lists its product as uncharacterized. Lineage: Eukaryota; Fungi; Ascomycota; Eurotiomycetes; Eurotiales; Aspergillaceae. The transcript is spliced from 2 exons. Bases 1 to 1515 code for a protein of 504 amino acids. The record is from RefSeq and is a predicted model, not a curated record.
AUGACGACAUUCAAGCUAGAUGACCAGGCUACACAGGACGCCCAAGAGAAACAGGCAGUCAACACGUCGGCCAAAAGACAAGAUCAAUGCACUCCUACAAAUGCUUGCAAUCCCCAAGUCGACAGCCCGUUACAAGAUCUUCAUGCGGUGCCAAGUUCGGUGUGUAUUGGCGAACCUAUAUCUUAUUGUAUGGUGUAUGAAGGCUUCAUAUUUUAUAAGGCAGAUCCAAUUCCAGGGAAAAAGCCAACAUGGACCCGGGUGGAGCGCACUCAAAUGCAUCUUACUCAGGGGGAAUUGUAUAAGAUGGUGCAGAAACGGGCAAAUAAGGUUUCUGCAGCACAGCAAUAUCAAAAUUUGUCGGAUACUCGCCGUGCUCAUGUCAAUCAGUUAAUACAUGAGCAACGACGGAUUGAAGCACAUAUGGAAUGGAGCUGUGUCUAUGCGAAGGAGCGCGACAGGCCCUCCAAGGCCCGCAACGCUCAUCGCGAUGACUAUGAAACCGUUUCAAUGGAUAUCAUUCUCAUGAAAAGACCCAUGAAGACCAAGUCAUACCCAAGAACACCUAUGGGAGACUUGGUGGACCUUGGGAUGCCAUUCCGUCUGAACAGAAUUGAAGCACAUCAGAUUGAUAAUGUGCGUCCUAACAUGGUAGCCUUUCCCAACUAUCAGGCUGCGCCUUCGGCAGUAUGGGUCCAUAGGGACCACCAGCCCUUCAUUCCGGGCCAAGUUGUGGCACCUGGAUGUGUGGUACAGGGACCAUUGCCUCGUCCAGUAUCGGUUACCAGUCCAUUUACCAGACUAGACUUAGGACAGAACACGUCAGGCCCCAGUGAGCCUUUUCAAAAAACAAGGCAGGAGCAAGUCCAUGCUGAUGAGGAGCAGGUAAAGCAUGCUCAUGAUGCAGCAGGCUACUCAUCCGAAUCUAGCGACGACGAUGACGAUGACGAUGAUGAAUCUUUGAUAUUCGAUCAGUCACAGUCUGAGACCAGCUCUACUAUUGGAGAUACAGGAAUCAUGGAGUGUGACUGCGAGGAACCACUCCAGCCAACUCCUCCCCCCGAGGCUCGGUCCUGCAGUCCAAUUCGUCGCGACUCUAGCAAUGGGUCGCAUUACCGACGGAAGUCUCGGGGCCGGAGUUUUGGUCGCAAGGAAAGAAUUCGCCAUAAUCACUUUGACAUAAUAACUUCAAAGAAUGUUUUGCAUAAUAUUAUACCUAAUAAGCGAGUGCGAGCACCCGCGGGUAUGUCCAGUGUCUCCACUGCGGACACUAAGGGAUAUCGUAUCCAACGCAUAGAUGACGAGGAGUUACGAAAUCGACUACUUGAGUGUGAAUCUAGGAUUGAAAAAUGGGAAAGGGCAUUUGAACAGCAAACAAGAUUUCUACAGAGGAUGAUAGAGGAAUCCUGCCAGCGCCAGCAGCAGCUUGAGAGACGUGGAUCCUUUUGGGAUGUCUCUUCAAUGCGCCACUGUGGAUGCGAGUAUUCCAAGGAUAGCAAUAUGGAUGAUUCUAAUUGA